Molecule: messenger RNA, 2185 nt
Organism: Pieris napi
Lineage: Eukaryota; Metazoa; Arthropoda; Insecta; Lepidoptera; Pieridae
Exons: 7
Coding region: 551-1309 (252 amino acids)
Source: RefSeq, a predicted model, not a curated record
CGUCAUUCCCGCCAAUUUUUCAACAUGGAAUACAAUAAUGGCGGAUCUGCUGACGAUAAUGGGAUUAAUGGUAAUUUGUAUUACCUAACAGUAGCAUCGGGGUGGGGUUGAGACGUCGGGAACCACUUUCAGUUUCUGCUGCUUACUUGCUUCGUAAACACGGCUUACGUAACGUGUAUACCCGGUUUGACAGCCCGCAUUUGCAUGACAUACUUUUUAAAAUUCGAACGAUUUAUCUUAAUUGUCUAUGAUCAGACUUUGACGAGUUUAUACAUAAUUUUGACUUAAUUAAAAAAAUUUAAAUCCGGACAAGAAGUGAAUGUCAUUUUUUUUUAAAUAAUGUGUAGAACGAAGUGCAUUAUCAUUAGUGCUCGCCAAAGUGUUGUGUUUGUUUUGUGAAGAUAUAUCAAGCUAAAGCACCAUCUGUCGAAAAGGUGGAGGGGGUGGCGAGUGCGGUGCGGGGUGCGCGGGCGGACGGCGCGGUAACACCGCCGCUCCGGCGCGUGCGUUUGCGUCGCACCCACCGCAUCCGCUCCGAGCACUCGAUGAUAUGCCGCCGGUACUUAGGUCAAACCCUUUGUACACUGAAGAGGAAGAACAAGAGAUAGUGAUAAUCGUAGACUCACUGGAGACGGAGUCGGUGGAGGUCGCAGAUGACACCCGGAACCCUCGACGAGCGCCAUCUUACUCAUCAGGUAGAAAAUGUUAUGGCAGCGGUGGAGGCAGCCACGGUCGCGUAUCACCAAGUUUACCAAAGAAUGAGGAAUAUGAAGUUGAGCCGAGACUCUCGGACUUAGAAAAGAAUGGAUCUCAAAGUACCUCCGAUUCUGAUGGCACCCCACCCUGUACCCUCUCCAGAAGUUUAAAAGAAGAUAUCCGCUCUUGUUUGGGAGGAUGCCGAUGGGAGAAAGAUGUGGGGCAAGUGGUAGAAGCGGCUGUCCGUGGGGCGGGCGGUGUGAGUGCUGCUAGGGCGCGCCUUCACGCUGCCCUUCUAGCCCUACAUGACCCGCCCAGGGGCUAUAACCGGGGACCAUCGUUACCUUAUUGCGGGCCUGGCGUACGACCUGGCGAUGUCACCAUGAUGCCUAAAUCUACAGGCAUGUCUUUACUGGCAGCCAGCGCGCUUUUCACUUUAGAUGGUGCGAAGGGCGAGGAGCUUUCGAGACGCCUUGCUCGCAGGCAUAAGCAGCGCAGACGUUGCCGCGUUGCUCUGGCGUUGAUAGCGUUACUGUUGCUCCUGGCUGCUGUUGCUGCAGUGGAAUUACUCAUGUCGAGGGGGCAGAGGUUAUUUGGAGCUGUUUUACGUUAACAAUGUGAUAUGCAGGCCAAGAACAAGGAUUUCGUUACAAAAACAAUAAUUGUUUUGAUUGAUGUGAUGGUAUUGAAAAUUUAAUAAUUAAUUAUUUGUCUCAAUGCCUUCUAACCAAUUAACUAUUAAGUAUUAUCUAAUUUAAUAGACGCAAUGAUAUUCCUUAUGAAAUCACCUUCGUGCUUACUCUUAUCUAUGUACCAUAUCCACUGUCCGCUUCGCAAAAAGUAUAACGUAUUUAAUAACAGUUAAGAUAGAAUAUUGGAAAAUAAAUAAAGACAUUUUCUUUUGCGAGCUAGCGAAGUAUCCUCUCCCGGUGGGGGUGAUAUUCUUUAUACCUCAAAUUGUAUAAAGAAAGAGUUAUACUCCUCCCUCGAAGGCCGGCACCCACUUAAAUGGGUGUCUAUGGACUGCGAUGUCUGCCCUUUUUGGGCGUUCCGUAGGCUCGAAAAAAGAUGGAGAAACCUUAACUGCAGUCUUACUCUUUCAUCAAUAUCGGAAUUCGCUUUUCCAAGUUACGCCACGUUCAAACUAUAUCAGAAUUGGGUUGUCGUUAGUGGACGCAUAAUUUUUUAAAUCUUAUUUUUUUUAACUUUAAUUUCAUCAUGAAUUAUUCUGCUGAGUUUAGAUGUAUAGUUUAUGUUAAGUAAGGAAAUUGGGUUGUAGGGCCAGUCGGUUUGAUUCUUUCCGAUUAGCAAUAUCAAACUUUUAGUAAAAGGUAUAAUGUUAAUCCGAAAUAUAUUUUUGUUUCAUUACCUAUUUAUUUUGAUAUUGAAAACAAUUCAGAGACAGGUGGUGUUCUAGGUUUAUUACAAGUUUCCACGAGUAAUUGGUGUCGGCAUUUUGAUUGAAGAUGUUGAUUUUAGGAUUUAAUUU